AUGACUCGUGGCCCUACAAUCGUGCGAGUGGCUCCGGGAGGCGGUGGUGGUGGCGGCAUCAAAUGUUGCUGCUGCAGGUGUUGUGAAUGCCUUAAUUUUGGUUAUUUGACUACUCAACAUGGUGCGAUAAAACUAGCUGAGGCUAUGCUGGGUGGUCUAUGUCAAAGCCUGCUGGUAAAGUACGGGCUAUCCGAAGCGAGUAGUAUGGGUUCUGCUUUCCAUGGUUUCCUCACGACUGCGUCCGCGUGCCUGUUCACAACCGCUUUGCUGAUCGCUUGUUAUGUACUUUCAUCAAAUUCACAACAUCUAAUACGUCAAUCUAUUUUUGAGUGUAUAUAUAAUGCAGUAGCGUGUUUUAUGUAUCUGUCAGCAUCUUCAUAUAUGGGAGUAGCAGUGAACAUUUACUUGUAUCCUCGAUAUGCUCUCGUCAAUAUGUACUCGGCGUAUCCAGCGAUGACUGCAGUGUAUUACAUUGGCGUGGUAGUUGGAGUACUCCAUGGCGUGGAUGCCUACAUAUCCUAUAAGUACCACAAAGGAAUACGA
This is a messenger RNA of Brenthis ino (lesser marbled fritillary), 543 nucleotides long. The record is from the annotation of a GenBank genome assembly. Lineage: Eukaryota; Metazoa; Arthropoda; Insecta; Lepidoptera; Nymphalidae.